AUGGCUUCUGCUGUUGUCGCUGCCACAGUGCCAUCAGUCCCUUUGAGAAUGGUUCCAGAUGGCACAAAGAACUCAUCGCCUGAGCAAGAUCAACAGCCUGACAACUUCACUGCAGGUCCAUUGUUCGAAGGGAAUUCAGAUGUUGCCGAUGCAAUGAGCAUCAGUAGAGAUUCAGAUGCACAUCAACAUAUGUAUUAUUUUGACUUUCAUGUCUUCUGGAAAGUCCCAAAUUCUGAUCCUCAUGACACGAUUUUGCAGGACCAUUUGCAUGUAUAUCAUAUGGGUCAGUGGAAACAUCUCUUUGGCGAGCUCAAACAACACAUUGCAGCCCUUGGAUGCAGCGCUGAGAAGAAACUAGAUGAUCAGUUCAAUACCUUCCUCAAUGGUAACAAACUUUGGUAUAUCUCCAGGCAAGUUUUGUAUGCCACACAGAACAUACUCACAUGCACAGCGGACGAAGCUGGCUAUGCACUACUGUGGUGUAUAGCGAGCUACCUACAUAUCAACAUGUAUAUUUCACUUGACAUGCAGACUGAAAGCAUGAUUGCUGCAGGAAGGGCAGAGGUGUUAGAGUUUCAGAAGCGCUUAGAGGACUACAUCAAAAUCAUCGAGGAGACUGAUCUGGACAUGAUCAAGAACUGGAACUUUCCAAAGAUUCACUCUGGACAGCAUAUAUUCAAUGACAUCAUGGUGAAAGGUGCCGCUCGGAACUUCAGCACUCGACCAAAUGAGAAGCAACAUGGACCUAUCAAACGGUGGUAUCUAUGGCAGACCAAUCAUAAGGAUAUUGCUGAUCAGGAAGAACUGGAGGACACAGACUUGGAUGAUGAGAAAUUUGAAGAACAUUUUCAUAUUGGUUCACCCCUCAAGAAUCAAACAACCCUUUUGCAAGUGGAGGAAGAAAACAAGUCCAUUUGUGCCUUUCACCAGUUCCGGAAGAAACUUGCAACAUUUCUCAACCAUUUCCUUCCCUCUCACAACAUACCACUGCCGGAAGGAACAAUGUGGUUGAAACUUUCAGCACAAGACCAGGCUGCAAAUGGUGCUGUCAGCAUAGAUGUCUUCGCGUUCUAUGGUCUUGAUUUUACUCUCAACGCUCUUUAA
Messenger RNA from Suillus discolor, 1104 nucleotides. RefSeq lists its product as uncharacterized. NCBI's taxonomy places the organism in Eukaryota, Fungi, Basidiomycota, Agaricomycetes, Boletales, Suillaceae. Bases 1 to 1104 code for a protein of 367 amino acids. The transcript is spliced from 7 exons. The record is from RefSeq and is a predicted model, not a curated record.